AAUUCAGAGACAUUGCUAUAGGCAUCCCAUAUCGAUCUCGUUCGCGAAUCACAUUUGUAGCAAGUUAGCAACCGAUCGAUCGAGCCACUAGCAAAGGAAAUCAAGAACAGAUGGAGGGUGAGAACAAGGCGAAGACGGUCAAGAGGCUGGCCACGCUGGUGGGCUGCAACUACGCCGGCACCCACAGCGAGCUCCGCGGCUGCAUCAACGACGUCCGCGCCGCCCGCGACACGCUCGUCUCCCGCUUCGGCUUCGCUCCGGGCGACAUCGCCGUCCUCACCGACGAGGACCGCUCCGAGUCCGGCCACCACCGUACUCUUCUCCUGCCGACGGGCGCCAACAUCAAGCGUGCGCUGGCGGACAUGGUCGCCCGGGCCUCCCCCGGCGACGUGCUCUUUUUCCACUACAGCGGCCACGGCACCCUCGUCCCUCCCCGCCCCGGCCACGGCCAUGGCCAUGAAGAGUCCGAGAAAGACGAGGAGGCGAUCGUGCCGUGCGAUUUCAAUCUGAUCACGGGGGCGGAUCUCCGGCGGGUGGUGGACAUGCUGCCCCAGGGCUCCAGGCUGACCGUGGUGUCCGAUUCGUGUCACAGCGGCGGGCUCAUCGACAUGGAGAAGGAGCAGAUCGGGCCAGACGUCUUCGUCCCCGACGCCGGCGAGUCACUGCAGCGGGCGCGCACUGGACGCGCCACGCGGCGGUUUCUUCCGUACAGCGUUUUGCUCGAACACCUCGCGGGCGUGUCCGGCAUGGCCGCCUCGGAGCACCACGCCGCUGACCACCUUCUCGCGCUCUUCGGCGUCGACGCCAGCGCCAAGUUCCAUUCCCACGGCGCCGCACAGGCGCAGGCGGCGAGGCGGGACGACGGGGGGAUACUGCUGAGCGGGUGCCAGUCGGACGAGACCUCGGCGGACGUGCCGGCCUGGGACGAAGGAGGAGAGGCAGAGGCGUGCGGGGCGUUCAGCAGCGCCGUGCAGCGCGUGCUGGCGGCGCACGGUGCGCCCGUGAGCAACCGGGAGCUCGUGGCGAGGACGAGGGCGGUAUUGGCGGAGCAGGGAUUCGAGGGGCAGCACCCGUGUCUCUAUUGCAGCGAUGCCAACGCCGACGCGCCGUUCCUUUCGCAGGAGGCGGCGGCGGAGGAGGUGAAAACGGCCGCGGCGGCGCUGUGAUUCGCGCGCCGCCCGGGUCCGAGGCGCGCUCGUGCGACCAUGCGUUCCUUUUACAGUUCCCGCGCGAACGGCUGAUUCAAAUAGGGGGGCAAAACUCAUGUGUUGCUGCGAAACAAUAAAGCCAGUUGUUCAGUUUACUUUAGCACCGUUAUCUCUCCGUCCACAAAUAAGUGUACAUCUAAUUUAGUCUUUAAGUCAAGAAAAAUUUAACUUUGACCAACUUUGUUGAAAAAAUAGCAACACAUAUAAAAUCAAAUCGGUAUAUUAUGAAACUACAUUUCAAAACGGAUCUAAUGAUGCUGAUUUGGGGUCAUAAAUGUUGCUACGUUUUCCAAAAAAAUUGGUCAAACUUUGAUAUUUUUGACUUAGGACAAAUCUAGAAGUACACUUAUUUGUGGACGGAGAGAGUACAGUAGUAGUGAAGCAGUUACCCGGAUGUUCCGGAUAGAAUUAUACUCCUACGUCGUUUGUUAUGGUUACCAACAUGACACUGAUUUUCCAUGUUAAAGUUAUCACCAUGAGAAUUAAGUUUUUAAGUUA
This is a messenger RNA of Brachypodium distachyon (stiff brome), 1706 nucleotides long. RefSeq names its product metacaspase-9. Gene Ontology annotation, molecular function: cysteine-type endopeptidase activity. The transcript has a single exon. The record is from RefSeq and is a predicted model, not a curated record. Lineage: Eukaryota; Viridiplantae; Streptophyta; Magnoliopsida; Poales; Poaceae. Gene Ontology annotation, biological process: proteolysis. Bases 111 to 1166 code for a protein of 351 amino acids.